AGUGGUCGUGCGGCAGCUGCGGCAGCGCUGACUGGCCUUGCGACUCAGCUGGUCCAACUGUCAACAGGCACUGCCUGGCAAUUUAGGCGCUCUUCAUUGUCGAAAACCUGCCAGGUUCAGCGUCAAGUUGCUCCGAGAAGGGGCCUCGGCAACCACCGGACCGGCCAUGGACUGCGACGGAGGCAAGAGCCGCAUCCCGAGCCUGCGACGCAGCGCCUCGGUCCGGGUACGUGGGGAGCGCACCAUCCCGGAGUCUGCGGCUGCCCGCUGCUGCAGGCCCCUGGCCCCCAGCCUGCUGGGGGAUGCCGGGACGCCCGAGUGCUGCGACGAGGAGUCUGCCCAGAGCGUGGGCAGCACCGCCAGCCUCGCCUCUUGCGGGAGCACCUCCGUCGGAAAGAACGGCGUGCCGGGGCCGGGCGUGCGCAGCACCAAGUUUGUGCUGCACUGCCAGCGCCACUUCGAGUGCCCACCUGAGGGCUACCUAACGCCCACCCAGCGGAGGGAGCGGGAGCUCAGGCAGCUGCGCUCGGCGCUCGCUCGGGCCACGAGGGACGCCCAAGACAAGGAGGAGCGCCUGGCGGCGCUGGAGCGGGAGCUGGACCAGCUGCGCCUCGGGGAGCAGGUCCAGGACACGCAGGAGCGUGGCAUGGAGACGGACGACCUGGACGACAGCGGCAUUGUGGCCGACUUGCCGAGCUGGACGGGCAGCCGCUGCUCCAAGGAGACCCAGGCAUGCCCACCGGAAGACCCCAAAGUUGCUCCGGCCGGCCGCAAGGCGGAGGAGCUCUCGCAACGAGGACGGGGCACGUCCACCACAGACAGCAGAGAGGAGAGGGCGGAGGAGGGCAGCACGGUCCGGGAGAACUGGUCCGACUCGACGGACUCCCUGGACUCCGGACCGGACCGGAAGGGCAGCCGCGAAGCGGACGCGCGAGGGGUGGGAGCCGCCAGCCUCCGCAAGAAGUACCGGGACCUGAAGCACCGCUACGUCGAUCGCACCGAGAGCCUGCUGCAGAUGCUGGGGGACCUGAAUGCCAACACGGACAGGAAGGCAGAACGUUGUAGCCGAAAAGAGACUGAUGCUUCCACGGAUGCCUUUUGGCAGCACAUCUCCACAUGUCAGUCCACUUGUGUGACCAGGUACCUGGAGCUGCGGCCGGCAUACGAGACCACCCAGGAGCGCCUGCGCCACCUGGAGAGGGAGCUGUCCGAGGCUCGUGCUGAGAUCGAGAAGCAGGAGCAGUGGCACAGCGAGAUGUAUCUCAAGAUGUACCGGAAGGGUCAAGAGGCAGCCCAGUUCGAACGGGAAGAAGACGGGACGGCGUCGUCGCCCCCCCGGGGGGGCGGGAGCAUCCCCGCACUGUUGCAGCAGCUGCGACGCACCGAGAGUGAGCUGGAGCGCUCCAGGGCACUCCAUCGUGCUCCCCUGGCGGCCUCUGCACCCCGCACGGGCGGCAACGAUCGCCAGGCGGAGUACACGCUGCGCUUCCUCAAGGACGCCGUCUUCUACUUCCUGACGGACCGAACUGACUGCAGGGGCCACCUGAACGCCAUCCAAUCCAUCCUGGGAUUCUCCGAGGCCGAGAGGGCUGCCGUGGCCAAGGCCUGGAGGCAUCGCGGCAGACUCUGAAGGGGCCGCAGGGUGCCGUAGAGCCGACCGCCAGACGACGUCUUCUUAAGGUCUCCGGGACGUCUGCAGAACGCUAAGACAUCUCGAGGACGUCUGCGGAACCGUGCGUGCUGCCUGCCGGGGCGCGGCUUACCUCGGAGGCACGGGCGGAAAUGUAAAGAGACGGCAAAAUGCCGACCUCGUGUAGAGCAGUGGGUUCAAACUGCGACACUGUUGGCACGUAUACUUUGAGCAGGAAGUGCCCAUUCCGUUUUGGUGGCAGAUUUUGAGAUUCUUAGAACCAGUGGUUUCCUUUCUGCUUGAGAAAAUGUCCACCUUGGAGACUGUAAGCAGAUGGAACGGUCACUUUUGGCUGCCGCACGUCUAUGCUCCGUUUCGCCUUACGAAGAACCUCGGCAGAUGCCACGAGCCGUCGGUGCCAAUGCAAAACCGCGUGAUUGUCACGUGACCUUCGUGAGGGGCGCAGCGACGUGCAGGGCGCUCGGUUGCGCGAUAAUUUUUCGGCGCUGGAGAGGCUGGGACAACUCGUAGCGUCUGGUGCGGUUUGUCGCGAGGCGAAGCGGAGUAUAGCAAGGGGCAUAGCCAGGCAUCGUUAAUGUCAGCAAACUGCACUCCGAGCAUUUGUUACGACGUAAAGUUGUCCCAUAAAAACAACAACGGUGAUGCACAUAUCGGGUCGCAAUUUUAGAGGAGCAUUUAUUUUAGGGGUAGGUUUAACUCGGUGAGAUUUUUAAACACUUUGGAAAUAAGAGUCAUGCGAGCCUUGUACGGGUGCUGGUUGAAGUGUAGCAUUGUUUGUUUGUCCAUUCCUAGCAGUUUGUUUGUGCAGCUGAUGAGCUGCCGUCGCACCCGUUAAUGGGAAGGCCCGCUUCGACUGCCCAAAGACGGGCCACACUGUCGACCCCAUGGCCGAGUGUGGCGUGAUAUCUAGUUGGACGUCUACUCCGGGAGGUACUGCCGCCUUUAGUGCCUGCACUCACAGUGCUGGUUUGUUUGGCAGUUUCGGCAAAGCAAAGUCACCGAUUGUUGUUAUUGUAGGCACUAGCAUUCAGAGUUUCAUACCAGAAAGACUGCAAUGGCUUCGCCCUUAUAAUUGAGACGUAGAUAAGUGCCUAACAAAUUGGCGUUGUUUCAAGCAGAGGCCCACAUUCUAAGAGGCAGUCGGGAGUUUGUUUCCAUCACUUAGCUUUGGCAAUUAACGAGGAUGUGCAUCACUACCAUAAUGAUGUAUAAUUUCUUCUAACGCUAUCUUCGAACACUUUUCCUGAUAUUCUCUCCGUAAGAUAAUCACAGUCUGGUGCAGUCUGGCCUGAAAUUCUCCUAUUUGAUAGAUUGGUUGCUACGAGUGACAGUUCCCCGUCUCAUCUCUAGCUCAACUCCUAAGACAACUUGUAGUUUCAGCCUCCUGAAGCGUGCAGUUUUCUUUGGCACCUUUUACAGAAAGGCCGUUUGCCUUCAGCUGAAAGUUGCAGUUGCUUUGCAUUUCUGGGUGCCUUUCUGACGACCAGUUUUAUCCGAAUCGACCGUUGACAUUACUGCAGUAAGAUUUAUCUUAACGCAGCAGAGACAGAGUAUGAAGGCAACUUAGUGGCUUGCUACGACUUCUUAAGUCCAGGACGGCUCCCUAAGCGAGGAAAGAUGGCUGUUGGAUGCUGGAUUUCAUUUUGACACAUUUAUUCGAAUCCAGGCUGCUGCUUUCAGCACAUUAGCUCUCCGGUGAUGUUUCAGCACAUUAGCUCUCCGGUGAUGUCAUAGUGUGAAACUGUGCAGCUUUUUAUGCAGCUCUUCUUUUUCUCACCGGGCUUAGCUCUUCACACAUCGUGGCAACUCUGCAAAGGCCCUCUCGUUUACACGACAAAUGUCGGCCUCCCCGCUGGUACGAGACAACCCGAUGCUUGGGUGGUUGAAGUUAGCGCAAGCUCUGGCUAUGAAAUCUGUGAAUUCAUUAUUCAUCCCUGCAACAACUAUCGCACCUAGCUGCAUGGUUUAGCUUUAGAAUUUAGCGAAGAAUAUUCACGUAACCAGCGUCCCUUCGUUUGCUGAAGCUUGGCAAACUGACCUUCUGCUACGGGUCUAUCCUCUGCUUGAUGGGAAUCCUGCGACAGCUACGGUCAAUCUAGUUGGAACCAAGUGUUCCUUUGGCUCUUGCCAAGCACCUCAAGGUGCACUGUUCUUCUGGAUGGAGUUUUAGUUACAGUUGUUUUGGCAGCAUUGUUCCUGAAUUUGCGAAGGCUGGAUGAAGCUCCUACGGGGUAUGUGUCUGAGAGGAAGGGAAGACCCAGGACUCUAAUCUUGUGACAGUCAGCCCCAGUUGUACCUAAAGCGUCCAGUUUUUGGCUUUUUCUUUAAUGUAAGUCAGUAUAGUAAAUUAAUGUUUAUUGUGCUUGAAUAGUAUAUUGGUGUUUUUCGUUAUUUACUCUCAUGAGUAUGACAGACGCACUCAAAGGAAGGAAACUACAUAAAGGUGCAGUCACUGGUGCUUAAAAGUAAGCUAAAGUGAUCCUCUGUAAAGCACAAAAAGAAUACUCCUCUUUGUUUGAACUAUUCUAAGUGAACGAUGCAAGAAAUGAUGCAUGAAGGCCCAUUUAUGCAGUAGCGUUUGACCAUGUUUGACGACAUUGUGAGGACUUGGUAUGGCUGCUUGUCACUGGGAUAUUUAUGCUUUGUAAGCUACUGGCAACUAAUUGGGGGGUGGCUUUGCAUGCGACAUACGAGUCAGGAAUGCCCCUUUGACUCGCAGCUGUAACUUGUCAUAACAUAGUCAAACGCGACUGUGUACAUGGGCCUUUGCUCUCGCUGCUUUGGACAGUAAUCUCAGCUCGGGAGUUCUGAUGUAUGACAGGUGUAAAAGAAAUGAAAGCUGAACGGUCAUCUGAAGUUUCGGCAGCUAUGUUUUCACUUAAACACUUUAAGCCAGAAGCCUUAUUUGGAGUAAAACAUCUUUAACUGGUGGUUAAUUGAGCUGACAUGCCUACAGUGAUGCCUUUCAUUCUGUAGAUUUUGCAUUUUAGAUUUUGGUUUUAGGUUAGAUUUUGCAUCAACUAAAGCACUUAGAAGCUUUCUUGGGUCUGCCCUUGCAGCGGUUACCUUUGUAUUUCUAUGGUUAAGGUUAAAAUCAAAUUCGAAACCCUUAUUUGAAUUAGAAUUCGGUUAUCUGGUUGAAAGAAAUACUCAAUUACGAAGGCAAGCUGUCUUAGAAUACUGUUUAUUUAAAAAAGCAAGGUGAACAAUAUCUACUCCCCAUGCACAAACUCUUAUAAGGAUUAUUAGAAAUAAAUACUUCUACACGACGAAAAUAGAACAAGAAGGUGGCAUAUUCUGAAUUUUAUUGAAUUAAUCAUUUCUUUCAUACCUGAUCUCCUUUCUGUCGAUGCUUUGUCGUUUGGUAGUUAUGGUGGUUCGGAAGCUAUACUGCGAAUGAAGUGCUUCUCAUUAACCUGCACAUCUUCCACUCUUGACAGAAAACAGUUUUCUUUAUGCUUCCAUACUAUGAAAUGUGUGAGACCCAAGUGCACACCAGUACUAACAUGUCCCUUUGAAUGUAACUCUUUCCUCUGUCGUCUAAUUGGAAACUGUGCGUGUCAGCAUGGACUCGGGACAAUUUCUUAUGCUGCUACUGGAAAAUACUGUAAACAUUGUUUUUGUUAACCUGGAGACUGGUAAGAAUGCUAGUGCAAAGAUAUGUUGCGGGUUUCUGUGAUUUGUGAUGGAGACUAUGCAGUGCUUAGGAUUGUAGCAUUUCCAGAGCAGAAGAGUCAAAUGUGGUGUAGUGAAGCCAUGUGAAAAAGUUGACCUCCAUUGCACGCUUUGCGACCCUCUCGACCUUGCUUCCAAAGAGAAAUGUGUGGGCCCUGAUGGGCGACCACAAUUCAUGUAACCAGUACCCUCCGUCGUCACCGCAGUUUCUGAUGAUCACUCUGAUUUUGGGUUACCUCACUCCCUUUGCAACCUAUGACCAACACGAGUCUUGCACGCACUUGCGAGUCAUGAUGGCUGCAGCCAGUCAGUCUGCUCGCCCGUUUUAGAGAUGCAGGUUACACUUGUGUUAGAAUUAUACAUUCCUCGGCAGCACUAUAUUACGAUGCUCGAGAGCUGGUUUGCAAAGUAUAUUUAUGUUGUACAAUGUUUUUUUUUUUUUACGGAGCAACCCUUCUUUAGGUUUUUAUUUAUCCUCGCUUGCAUAGGCACGAUUCUUUACGUGUGUGUGGAGCGAUGAGCUUUAUAUUACUUCCGUGGCACAAGAGCCUCGUGCUCAACAUAUUCUAAGAAGGUGUCUCUAGCUUCGCUAUGUACAGGAGCGAUGCGUGCUGCAAUUCCAGUACCACUGUGAUCUGCGAACGUGUGUCGGAAAGUUCUAGCGCUCUUUGUACACUGCGCUUUUGGUUUACAUUUUUAGCAUUUUUAUAUACAGUAAACUUUCGUUAAUUCGACCUCGGUUAAUUCGACUUUUCGUUUAAUUCAAUCCUGUUCAAAAGUCCCGGCGAGCGCCCAUGCAUUUCUAUGGGAGGAAAAGUUUGAUAGUUCGAACUCGGGAAGACUCUGCAUCAGAUAAUUCGUCCCGAGUGAAUGCGCAUGGGCUCACAUUGCCAGCAACCCUGGCAGAAAGACCGCCUAAGUACGGCGAAACACGGGCCCUUUGCUGCCAAACCGAACGUGCGCAAAUAUGUGCCUGCUCCUCUACGCCGUUGAGACGGACCGCAGUGAAUGACAUCAGCCAGCGCACUAAUCUGGCGUGGAGUAGAGCGGAGAACAUAGCACGGGGUCGGGCGCGGAGACAGUGCGCGCUUUUAAAGCACUUUUCAGUAGACCGUGUGCAGUCCAUCUCGCGCUCCGGAAAACGCAAAUUCUCUUUUCCUUUUUUUUUUUCUUUGUUCUUGUUCUCUGUUGCCGACGGUCUGGCUGCCCGGCGCCAAAAUCGGGUCAUAAAACUUGCCUUGUUCGUUUUUUUUUUUUUUUUAUGCAAUUUUUUUAGGUUGUGACGUUUAGUUAUGCUGCUCUUUGGAGCAUGCUUUUUAGACCUGCGUUUUAAGUGCAGACGGCAGCAGACCAUCCGUGAGUACUUUGGACAGUAAAACAAAGUUUAAUUUUAACCGUUUUUCUGUCCUUUUCUAAAUUUGAUCAUUCGGAUAAUACGAUCAAAUUUUAAGGUCCCGUCGAGGCCGAAUUAACGAAAGUUUACUGUACUAGCUAGUUCACUUUUACCCUUUCAGGUAACUAAUUUCUGGGAGCAUGAAUUCCACCUGAGAAGUGUUCAGCUCUAUGCAGAAAACAAUGAAGCCCGAAGUGAAGAGAUUUUGCGAAGCAUCCUACUAUCUCUUACCCUCAUGGUGAAUGAAACUGGUCGUGGCUCUCUAGCGGGCUCCUGGUGCAGCCAGUCGCGAGCUGGUGGCUUAGACGAGACUUCCCCGUUGGCGUUCUAAUUUAUUUAUUUAUUUCGGCACCCUCAAUCGAUGUCACUUUAGAGGAGAGUGUAGAAAGCUGAGACAGCGAAAAAUUAAUAAAUAAAAACUUGAGGUAGAAAAUAAACAGUCUGGUAAUAUUAACAGAAGUGAGUAGCUAAUGCUUUUUUUUUUUUUUUAAGGAAACU
Messenger RNA from Ixodes scapularis (black-legged tick), 7217 nucleotides. RefSeq lists its product as uncharacterized. Lineage: Eukaryota; Metazoa; Arthropoda; Arachnida; Ixodida; Ixodidae. The record is from RefSeq and is a predicted model, not a curated record. The coding region runs from base 167 to 1630 and encodes 487 amino acids. The transcript has 9 exons.